AAGGAAGCCUUCGAAAUCGCGUAGAUAAGGAAGCCUGGUUCCUCCAUCUCACACAAACAUGCUUCCCAAUCAUCUUACCCUCAAUGCUUAUCACUGAACCCUAAUCCUCACUUUCCCUUCCAAAAUGCAAGGCCUGAACCAGCGUCGCCUCUUGUUGAAGAAGCUCACGUUCAGGCUUCUCUGUGCUGCGCUAUGUUUCGGGUUCUCCGGCGCUGCCAGGGGUCUCGAUUCCGGCCUUAUCGCGAGUACCGUUGCAGAACAAUCAUUCAUCGACCAGUUCCAUCUAAAGGCCAACUACCUCAGUGCGUCCCAACAAGCAAACCGCUUGUCCAACAUCACGUCGAUGGUGCACAUUGGCAGCCUGCCCGGCGCCAUAGUCGCUUUUCUGUGUAGCGAGCGCAUCGGAAUACUGUGGACAAUUCGUCAAUGUUGCCUGCUCUGGAUCAUAGGCUCUCUGAUAUUCAUGACGUCGCACAACCUUGGGCAGGUAUAUGCAGGUCGCUUCAUCAUGGGCCUUGGUAUCGGACAAUUUGGUGUAGUCGCUCCCAUCUAUCUCGGCGAGGUGGCUCCCAAGGAGAUUCGUGGGAUGCUUGUGGGUACAUACGGCAUGUCCGAAUACCUGGGGAUCAUGAUUGGGUACUUCUCCAUAUGGGGAGCGUCUAUUCACAUCCCCAACUCGAGUGCCAAACAGUGGGUCAUCCCGCAGAGCGUUCAGAUCAUGUGGGCAGGCUUGCUUCUAGUUGCUUCCUUGUUUUGUGAAGAGAGUCCCCGGUUUUUGUGUCGACAGGGCCGCCCUAGAGCAGCACUCCAUUCUCUUGCACGAUUAUGGAACCUGUCGCCGUUGGAUCCGGGAAUUCACAUCGAGGUAUCUAAUGCUCAAAUUCAGCUUGAUAUUGAAGGCCAGGUGACAUCAGGAGCGCGCUUCCUUGGAGCACUGAAAAGGCUCUUUGGAACCAAAGACCAUUUGAAACGGAUUGCUUUUGUGUGUGUUUUGCAGUGCCUGGGCGAAUGGUCCGGCCCAAAUUCAGUAACAACCUAUGCACCAGAGUUGUUCGGAAUCUUCGGAAUCCAAGGACAGUCGCAAAAACUCUUCACGACAGCCAUUUUCGGUGCUGUCAAGUUCGCAUUUGCCUUGAUAUCUGCUUUGUUCUUGAUAGAUUCCCUGGGCAGAAGGAAGACCUUAUAUCUUGGUCUUGUCAUCCAGGUUAUCGCUCUGACUUAUGACUCGAUAUUUCUCACCGUUUAUUCCUCCCUAUCGGGUGACUCGCAAGGGCCAGCAACGAAGCACGCUGCCAUUGGCGCGAUCGUGAUGAUCUACUUCAUCGGUGUUGGAUGGGCUUUAGGCUGGAACUCCAUCCAGUAUUUGAUCACAGCAGAAUCCUUCCCUCUAGGUGUUCGAAUUGCAGGUGUAAGCCUCGUCACUUUAUGGCAUUAUGCAAACCGGAUCGGAAUCUCCAAGGCUACCACAUUGAUGCUGCUCUCAUUGACACCUAAAGGCACUUUCUGGUUUUUUACAGGGAUGUCUUUGCUAGGGCUCGUGUUUGCGUGGUUCUUCCUGCCUGAAACUUCCGGGAAGGGAUUGGAAGAGACGAAUAAGUUGUAUGGUGAGGGUGGCAAAUCCCCGCACGACGACAAGGAAUCCAUUUAAACGCGAAUAUUAAGCUAUGCGGAAUUUGCCCGCCACCCUCUGUACAGGCAGGCGCUGGUUAGUGGAAGCAAGGUGGCCCCUAAGGCUAUAUCCGCAUAUUUCCGUUAUUCCCCAACUGAACCGGGGCUAUUGCGCUUACCCCGCAAACCUUGUCUCUCCUUUGUCCUUUCUUGGUCUUUAUAGGCUUUAGAGCUCCCGGUGGACCAAUUUGAUCGACCUCACCGCCACAAAUCACAAGUGAGGCCUCAGGUGGAGUCCAAUCUGGGCGGUGCUGUCGAUUGGCAGAGGGCUCAAACUAAUCGCCAACCAGACUCGUUAGCGGAUUGCCAGCGCGGAAUGGCAUUCCACUUGGCUACCUUGGCAUUCCUUCAGGGCCGUAUAGCUGCGGAAUAGGGUCCAUUUGCCCUCUAGACCUGUGCAACCCAUAUAUUUAAAGAGGGGCUAGUCCCCUUGGCCAUCCGAUC
Molecule: messenger RNA, 2112 nt
Organism: Aspergillus ibericus CBS 121593
Lineage: Eukaryota; Fungi; Ascomycota; Eurotiomycetes; Eurotiales; Aspergillaceae
Product: quinate permease
Exons: 5
Coding region: 125-1648 (507 amino acids)
Biological process (GO): carbohydrate transport; transmembrane transport
Cellular component (GO): membrane
Molecular function (GO): carbohydrate:proton symporter activity
Source: RefSeq, a predicted model, not a curated record